Molecule: messenger RNA, 3361 nt
Organism: Cinara cedri
Lineage: Eukaryota; Metazoa; Arthropoda; Insecta; Hemiptera; Aphididae
Source: the annotation of a GenBank genome assembly
GACUAACAACACGAAUACAUUGAUAAUCGAAUGUGUAAAACUGUGAAGUAAAUUGUUCAAUUCCUACCUACUUUACCUAGAUAUUCGGUAAAAUUAUUUAUUGUUAGUUAAUAAGUAAAGUACUUAAUUUUGAAAUCAAGUGAGUUAUUCGUUCUUUACUAACAUAAAUAUCGAUACCAUUUAUUUAUCAUUUGGGUCUUUUCAUUUCGUUUUUUAGAAGUUGAUUUUUUAAAAUCCAGUAAAUAUUAUUGAUAGGUUGUAGGUAUCUAUUGGUUUACUUUACUUUAGCUGGUUAACUAUGCAAAUCAAGGAUCCAGAACGUUUCAAAUCCUGGCUUACAACCAUCCUAGGACCAAUAUGUGAAGCUGAACCCGCAGCAUUGGCAAAAUAUAUAUUUGCAUUAUUGAAACGCGAUCGGCCAAUAAAUGAACUACAAAAGUUUCUCUUAUCGCAACUGGAAGAGUUUUUGAACAACGAGACAGAGACGUUCACUAUAUUGCUUGUAGAAACAUUGCGAAAUGAAUCAUAUUUAACUGAAGAUCUGGGUGAUAAUAAAACUGAAAUUGCAGUUACUUCAUCUGGAGAAAAAUCUGAUACUGGUGAGAAAUUUAUUGAUAAAUCAUUUAAAGAGGAAGAAAAGCCUAGGUCUAGGUCUCGUUCGCUUGUUCGUUCAAGAUCACCGAGAAUCAAAGAUGUCAAAUUUACUAGGUCAAAACGUUAUCGGCGUGAUGAUCACACUAGUGAUGAAGAUGAAGAUAGAGAGUCAUAUCGUAAAUAUCGUUACCACGGUCGAUCUUGGUCUCCAAGACGUUCAAAAUCACCAAAAUUCAAACGAAGGUUUAGGUCGCCAAAAAAUCUUUCCAGAUCUCAAUCAGGUUCACCUAUUAAAAAACCAAAAGAAGAUAUAUUUGCCGAAUUCAAAAAGUCUGAAUGCAUUGAAAAGAAAACAUUAGGAAGAUGUGUUGAUUUUGAUGAAAAAGGAUACUGUAUGAAAGGUGAUUUGUGUGUUUAUGAUCAUGGCAAAGAUCCUGUAGUCUUGGCUACAAGUGGUAAUGGUGUCUUAAGUUUUCAAAAUGCUGGAUCAUCUUUUACCAAUCCAUUGACCCCUUCAUUUCCAGUAGUUCCUAUUGUUCAAAAUGUACCAGUACCAGUACCCAUACAGCCUUAUCCACCUGCCCAGAAUCAACGAAUGUAUUAUCCAUCUACCGAAGGAUCAUAUUGGGUUCGAGGCAGUAAUGGAGAGCAAAAAUUUUCCAAACAAAAACGUGAGUUAGUUAAUGUACCUACUAGUGAAAGCCAGAAUCGUUUUAAGAGAAAAAACUUUAAAAAAGAGGAUAAUAAUAAUUCCAAUAACAAAAAACCAAAGUUUGACUAUAGACGAUUGGGUCCUAAAUUAUCCUCAAAUGAAGUACAAUUGAAAAAUGUUCCAGAAAAUUUAAAUAAUAUAAGUAGUUUGAAUAAUAGCUUUAUGAAAUUUGGAAAAAUCACUAACAUUCAAACGAGUAGUGAAAAUAAAGAAGCUACAAUUACAUUUUCGGCUUCUCAUGAAGCACAAAAAGCCUAUCAAAAUAUUGAAACUGUUUUUGGUACAUUACCAAUUUCUGCAAAUUGGUUUACUGAUAACUCAGCAGAAGUAAAACCUGUAGAAGAGAAAAAUACUACCCCACUACAAAAACCUAAAAUGCUAUCUAUAGAUAAUAGAACUACUGAAUCGACACGAUUGACAAAUGAGAAAGAAGCUGAAGUUAUUAAAUCGUCACUAAUAAAAAAACAAGAAGAAGCCAAAAAACUAGCUCAAGACUUUUCUGCUGCUAUUACUAAACGGAAACAAGAAUUAUUAGACAAACAAUUAAAACAAUUAAAUACAUUAUUAGAAACCGCACCAAGUGUUAAAGGCCAACAAAAAGAAAUGUUGAUGGCUACAAUCAUACAACUUAAAACCAAUAUUGAAAAUAUUCAAGCAGACCUGGCAUCGACAGUGAAAAAGCCUAUUACAUCUCGGAGUCCUGUUAAAGUUGUAAAACCUGUACCUCCUAAAACGCCUACUAAAGAAGAUAAAUUAUUAGAAUCCAAACAAGAAGCAUUAAAAAAUUUGUUAUUAACUGAUUUAGAUUUAUUUAUUAAACAACAGCAAGGUUACAGUGAUGAAAAAGAAAUAUUAGAUUUAAAGAAAAAUGUUUUGGCUUUAAGAAAUAAAUUGAAAUCCCUCGGAAUUACACCAGCAGCUGGAACAGCAAAAACUGCGUACCAAAUGAAAGAAAAAUUAACCAUUGCUAACAAAUUGCUGGAAGCAAAAAAUAAAGUGCGUGAAACAAAGUCUACCAGUAUAUCGGUUGACCAUAGACCGACUCAAUUAUUAGUUUCUGGAUAUGAAGCAGAUGAUGAAGACCAAGUCAUAACUCACUUUUUACAAUUUGGUAACAUUAUUGAGUAUAUAUCAGAUAUGAUAAUUCCAGCGCUAGUAAUAAAAUAUGAAAUGAGGAAGGAUGCUGAAACUGCACAGAUCAAAGGUAAGGUAUUCCAGGAUAGAAGGUUAUCAGUAACAUGGUACAAUUCAGAACAUGACUAUGUUGAUACAUCCAAUGUUAAAGCCGGACCAUGCAUGGGUGUCCGAGUAUUAGAAGACCAAGAUGAAGAUUCUUCAAACUUAAAUGAUGAUGACAAAGAAUAAAAAUGAAUUGUUAAUAGUAUUUUUGCUGCCCUGUCAAAAAUGUAUUUAAGUCUGAUCCUUAAUUUUGUAAAUAAUAAAUACAUUAAUCAUACUAAAAAUCAUUAUUUUGUUAUGUAUUUUAAUAUAUGUAUUUAAUAUUUUAGAUAUAUUAUGCCUUGGUCAUAAAUUGACUUAUUGAUAAAUACUAAUUAAGAUGUUUUGACUUGGCAAUAAAAUAGUGCAUUUCAUUUUUAUAAUAUUUGUACACUUCGUAGAAAAAUAAAAACAUGUAUUUUCACGCAUAAAAUAUUUUGUAUUAUAAUAAUUAAACAUAAGUUUAUAGAACGGUGAUAAAUUACAAACAUAAUUUCAACACGGAAUAUUAUUUUUUUCUAUUUAGUUAAUAUACGUUUUAAUUAAUACUUAUUAAAGUAAUAUUAAUUUUCAAUUGCAUAUGAACAUUUUUAAAAUUAUUGUACUAUUGUGUUCUAGUAUUUAGAGAAUACUAACAAAUAUGUUUACACUUUUUAAAUAUGAGACUGAAUUUUGUUUCUUGGCAUUUUACUUUUUAAACCAUUUUUAAUUGUUGAAUAUUCUAAUUUUUCUCGUGUUGAAGAAAUAAAUGUAUUUAAAUAAUAUUAUUGUUCAUUUUUUUUUAACAUUGGUAAUAUCAUCUAUACCAUCAAUUAUUGUGGUAGAUAAUUAUAAUUA